This is a messenger RNA of Porites evermanni, 4166 nucleotides long. The record is from the annotation of a GenBank genome assembly. Lineage: Eukaryota; Metazoa; Cnidaria; Anthozoa; Scleractinia; Poritidae.
AUGACUGUUCGGGGAGGGGAGAGUAUGUUGGUGACGUAUCAGAACAUUACAAAACAAGCUAUGGCGACGGAGGAAAUCACUGAAAAUAUUGAAAUGGCGGCUGUAAUAACUCCAUCGUCUCAUGUACAACUCGCUAAAGAAUGGCUGUACAAACGCAAAACACAGAUGAAGCCAUGGGCAGAGUUUUUUAAAAGUUCGCGAUUCAGCAAGCCAAAAACUGUAGCCGAAGCUGGCAAGAGAGUGAUGAAGAACUUGGAAGACUACCAGAGCAACUACAUUCUGAUAACGAUACUCCUGUUCUUUUAUUGCGUGUAAGUUGAUGUUUCGAUCGUCUACUAUUUGCAGUUUUAAGAAAAAGAACAUCUCGUUUUCACGUCCUGAAACCGUCUAUAUUCGAGAGGUCUUUUAUUUUACAACAAGCAGAGAGUUCUCCGCUAUUGUAUAUUACAGAUUUUAGGCAAUUUUCCAUUGUGUAAACGGCGGUAGAUCGAAAAUUCGGGAAAAAAUCUUAUAUGUAUGCCUUGGGUAUGAUUUGUCGUAUGUAACGUACUAAAUAUUAUCUUAUUUAACGACGAGCAUUUAGUUCAUCUGACUGCAUGUCUGCUAAGUGUACAUGAAAGCUAAGCUUACAAAUUGUAUUAUAAAUAACGUUUCAUGAAUAUUUUUUUGGUGAUUUAGUAACAUUAUUAAGGUUAUCCCUCGGAUAUUGACCUUUGAAUUUUUUUAGCCACGAAAAACUUCUUUCUGGUCAUAGAAAGAUCCUGAUCUUCUUUACCUUGAAGAUCUCAACUUAUUUCCUAAAAAAAUUGCACAGCACAUUCUUUCAAGCAACGUAAUUUACCAUGCCUACUAGAAGUUUGUCAUUCAGGUUUCAGUAGCCCUUACCUAGUUGUUUAAAAGAUGGAUAGUGCUAUCCACUGGAUAAAUGUCUAUUCAAGGGAUAAUGCAGUUGGCUUCCGGAAUACUUAUUCGCUGGAUGGUGAUUUAUCAGAUGUAUAGUACUAUGCAACACUUGGAGUAACUGCAGAAUACCUGAUCACUUCAAAGCUAUACCCCUAUAACAGUGGCUACAUGGCUAUGUGGCUAUGCAGCUAUGCAGCUAACCCUAACCCUAAUCCUAACCCUACGGGGCUACACAGCUAUGUGGCUACUUGGCUACACAGCUAUGUGGCUACAGAGCUACGUAGCUAUAGAGGUCUGCGUGGCUAAAGAAUAAAGAUGUAUAUGGCUACAUAGGAGACUACGUAGCUGUGUAGCCGCAUAGCCACUGUUAUAGGGGUAUAGCUUCGAAGUGGCCGGGUAUUCUGCAGUUAAGCUCAACAUUUAAACAGUCAAGUAGGGCCUGGUUUCUGUUUGUCAUAUAAAUCCCACUAAGUGAUGGGGGCCAGGGAUCUCUCCCUGCCACUGUGGGUAUAACCACCGGCUACUUUCAUAGGGAACAAAAGAAAAAUAAAACCAAAAGGACCUUCUAGUUGUUCAAUUACCUGCCAGCUAAUUUCAUAUACCCAGCAACUUGAAAUCUUAGUGACAGCCCUGUUGCCAUGCUCCACUAUGUGUGACUGUGUGUCAAUGCCUUUAACAGUCACAGUCCAUAAUAAUAGGGAUUUAUCUGGAAGGAGGUACUCCCUUAUAUAAGCGCUAGAGGUAUGUGGCCCCCCCCUCCCCCCAAGGGGUAGGGGUUUUGCACUGUUUUGGUCUAAAAACAGGUUACUAUAGCCUUUGCUCAUUUUGGUCUGGAAUCAGGUGUGGUUUCCAAGGGAACUAUGGGAUCAGAGUGUAUGAGCAAAUUUAUUGUCUCAAUUUCAAAUAAGUAAGGAAAGAAGAGACCUAUGAAAAGUUGAAAUGGAUUUUAAGAAAUGUUUUUUGUUGCUGUUCAGUUCUAAUCUAAAUAAUGAUGACAUAAUUUCUAAGAGUCCAGGUCUGAGAAAUGGGUGUGAAAAAUGACACUUUUUUGUCUGAAAUAAGGUCAGGAUGUGGAUAAUCGGGCAGCACACCCUCACAAGAAGGGGGGAAGGGGGUGGUAUUUUUUGCAUUCACCCAUUUAUAAUCAUAACCUACCAUAUUGAGUUAAAAACAAAAGUUAGGGAGAUAUUUAUAAUUUCUCUCUAGGUGGUUUGAACAGGUAUGAGAGCCAGUCACACAGUAGAAAUCAUCUUAUCCUGUCACACGGCAUCUAACCAAACUUAGAUAAUAUUAACUACGCUUAUUGUAUAGUGAAACAGAAAGUUAGCUCUGUAAGAUUUGUUUGGAAUUUUCCAUCAUACACCUUAAGAAACAUAAGAUCAUUUUCCCACCUUUUGUUCCAGAAAAAUUAAUAUCCAUACUCCCCCUAAAGAAAGUUUUUUCCCUUUAAAUCUACCCCUCCCCUCUGUAAAAAAUAGAUCAGUAAGACUCCCUUCCCCAUGAAAAUUACAAUGAUUGUCUGUAAGGUCAUGUGGAACCCUUAUUUGUUGGAACCACACAAUAAUGUGUUGUAAUCAUUCUUUUUAUUGCAGGCUCACAUCUCCAUUGCUGCUCAUUGCAUUAUCAGUUGCAGGGGGUGGCUGUUUAUUUAUAUCAUAUAAAAACCAAGGAAAAAAGAUCCAAGUUCUAGGUGGGAAGCUAAUAGUGAUUUAUGAUGUUAUCUAUUACACGCUUAGCAACUCCCCUGAAUUACCUUGCAAUUUUUUAGAUAAUAUAGUAACCUUUCUGCUCUUCUGUAUGGGACGGCGACUCUCACAGACUAAAAAGCAUCUCUGUUUGAACUUUACUGUGAACUUUAGGCUGAAAAAUUAACUCUAACUUCUCUGAAAUUCCUAAAAUUUGGUUAAAGUUCAGGUGUAAAAUUUGGAGGGUGGGAUGGCUGGAUUGGUUGUGUUCCAGGGCUGGUGUGGGGAUACCUUGAGGUCAGGCUGAUGGGAGGUAGUAACACAUGUUUUGAAAUAUAAUAAUUUAAUGAAAGUUUUGUAGUUGGUGUAAUCGAUUUUGUGGCCCUAUAGGUCGUGAAUUGAGUCGAGUGGAGCAGUAUGGUCUUGUAAUUUUGAUCAGCCUUCCUCUCUUUAUUUUGGCCUCUGCGGGAUCAACAGUGUUUUGGAUUAUAGGUGAGUAAGAAUGUUGUAAGUUUUCAUAUUUCUCUCUGUAGUAAAAUUUUAUUUCUAAACUAAAGGCAGUUAUAUUAUGUGGUAAUAGGCUCCAAGUUCCCCCAGGCCGCUGUAUUAAAGGGAACCUCCACUCUUACUACAGAAUAAGUUUAAAUCGAAUAAAAUUAUGUUGAUAAACAAAUUUGUGCGAAAUUUGUCCUUAAAAAAAGCGUUUACAUCAGGAAAAGUGAAUUUUAAAAUCGCUUAUUUUCAGUUUCAAAUUUCGCGGGCGCCGCCAUCUUGAAUAAUUGUGACGUGUUAUGGUUGCUCUAUUGUUCUGACACAAAGAGCUUUUGUUUAAGAACAACAGGGCAACCGUAACACGUCACAAUUAUUCAAGAUGGGGACGCCCGCAAAAUUUGAAAACAAAAAUAGCCGAAUCUAAAAGUUAUUUCUUUCGGAUACAAACGCUUUCUUUAAAAAUAUUUUAGAUUGACUUGACUGUAACAGUUAUUUCCUGUGAUUUAAAGUUAUCUUUUUGUUGAAGUGGAGGUUCCCUUUAAAACAAGGUUAAGUACUUAGCAUUUGAUAUGAAAAUGAUUUUUCAACCUCAUGCAAAUAAAACUCUUUGCAAGAAGGAUUGUGCACUUGGCUUCAUUUUGAAAGUGAGGGUUUUUGAAACUUGGAAGUGGCGAAUUCUUAACUUCUUUAAAGUUUGAGCCAUCUCUUGACCAACCCCAAGGGCAUGGCUCAAGGACUGCAGAAGAGUUUUUAUUCGUUCUUGCCAUUCUCAGACUCAGAAGUUAGAAUCGCCCUGUACAGUGUAGUAAACAGUACCACAGGAAAGUACUACUCAGUAGCUUUUAUUUGAAUGGCCACACAUUGAAUUUAAUUUACGGUUAUAACUGUGAUGUGAAGUAUAUGAAAUAAUUCAUAAUUCAAUAAUUCUGUGUUUUAUAAAUUAUAUGCCCUCUAAUAGUAAAGGUUGACAGGUCAUUUUUUUUUUUAUCAGGUGCGUCAUUCUUUAUUAUUGGCCUCCACGCGUCACUCUUGAGCACCUUCGACACUCCUGAAAUAACAGAAGAACUGACCAUGGAAGAAGUUUAG